This is a messenger RNA of Nipponia nippon (crested ibis), 2496 nucleotides long. The record is from RefSeq and is a predicted model, not a curated record. Lineage: Eukaryota; Metazoa; Chordata; Aves; Pelecaniformes; Threskiornithidae.
AUGCUUUGUUUGAGGCAGGUUUGCUUGUUUACACAGAGAUAUUACCAAGCUCGGACUCUGAGUAGUGAUCUGCUUUUGAGCCAGAUAAAUAGCUGCACCCAUGAAGAUGAAGUGUUCAGCCUUGUUGGAAGAAACAAGUCCAGGCUUUCUGAAAAACAUGUGGGAAUUGCAUUGAACAUGCUGUGGCAAUUGCAAAAGAAGAGGCCUCUUCUCUUAAGGACUACUGACUAUAUAAGAAAUCACUCCCAGUUUCUUACCCUUUGCAUUUUAGCAGAAAACAAGGUGGAACACAUGGAAGAUGAGGCCAUAGUGGACACCCUAUAUAGUAUUCUGAGGCUCAAUGUUGAAGACCACAAUUCUCUAGCAGAAGUGCUUGUUACAGAAGCAUGGAAAAGAUUAGAAAGCCUUAGUUUGCCAGCUCUGUCUAAAUUUGCACUGUGCUUAUACAAGCAACGCAGACAUUGCAGUCCCGUAAUUGGCAAAGUAGCUCAUAUUGUGGACAUGAAACUGGAUUCUAUACAGGAUAUAAGGGUCUUGUCAGUUUUGAUGAUCAGCAUAUCUGAUGUUAUCUCACAGAGUUUUCGAGAUCGAUUACUACACAAGGCUGGACAGCUCUUGGAAGAAAAGGAUGAAGUCCACUUCAACUAUGCCAAAAGAGUACUACAGUUUCUUCAAAAUGUUAAACUGAGAUAUCAUCCAUUGCUAGAAAAAUGCAACAAGAUUUUCCUUAAAAGUGCCUCCCGUCUUGAUAUACACAGUAUUAGUCUUAUUUUUGGACUGUAUGAGCAGCUGGGUUUUGACAAUGCUGAAUUCCGCUUGGUUGCUAAACAGCUGCUGUCUGAAACUAUAGCUGAUUAUUAUGAUCCUGAAACCUUCGCAAAAUUAUUUUUUAGCCUUGGGCCUAUGGCAGGAUCCAAGAUAAGAGAAAGGUUGCUAUUAACUGGAGUGCAGAUGGCAGAAGAAUUCAGCAGUCAGCAAGUGUUGGUAAUACUGAAGACGAUGCAGAAAAUGAAAUGCAGAAAUUCUCAUCUACUCAAAAAAAUGGCUUCUGUUCUGCACAAACACUUGGAUAGCUAUCAUGUAUUACAGUUGGUAAAGUUAACGCAGUACUUGGUGGCGUUGCGUUGCCACAAUCUGGAGCUGUUUGCCAAACUAAAAAUGUUGCUAUUUGGCUUUUUAAAAUCUAGUGUCAUACCUUCUGAUACCGCUGCAAUAAUUCGUGUUCUGGCCAUGCUUCCUUCCUUUCAAGUGGAAGAAAUCAUUAUAAACAAGGCAGCAGCAGCUCUGCCUCAAUGCAGGCUCCAUCAUUUGAAUUGCAUUGCUACAGCUCUUGUCAAAUGGAAUCAUUAUGACCAGUUGAACUGGCAAAACAGUUCUGAGCUAUGUAUAAAGCUUCUGCAAAAACUAAAUGACUCUGGAUUUCAGAGGCUUCAGAAAGCCAACAACUUAAAUCUCCUGUUGGAAGAACUUACACGUGUCAAUGGAGAGUGGUUUGAAGAAGUCCUCAGUGAGGAAACUAUGGCCAUGUGUCAACGCUUGAUAAACCAAAUAACAGGGGCAAAUGUAUUACAGUUGUCUUUUUUUCUCAUAAAAACAAACCACCGUUGUCCUUCAUUACUUGACAGAAUAGCUUCUGUGACUGUUGAAAAUAUAGGCAAGAUCCACCCCUUUGAAAUCUAUUUUAUUCUCUUCCUUUUCUCUGCUCUGAAUUAUGACCCUCCUGCCAAUGAAGAGUUCUUUGAGAGAUGUAUCCAACAUCUUACUUCUAACUUGAGUUGUUUUGAAACUCACCACUUGGUGCUGCUUGGUCAUGUUUUGGCAGUGGCUGGGUAUUUUCCUCCAGUUCUGAUAACGAGGAUAUUUAAUGUUUCUUUCCUAAGCAAAUUGGAUGCUCAACUUGAAGUCCUGCCUGAUACCCUAAAGCGGAGGGUCCGCUCGAACCUCAUGAAAUUGAACAGAGCAGUCUGUCUCGAAUGCCCGGAGUUUCACAUCCCUUGGUUUCACGAGCGCUACUGCCAACGUGCCUUUCGUAACAGCAGUAGCCGAAUAAAUCCAUUGCGACAGCAUGUUCACAGAAUGCUGACAGAGAUCUUAGGAGGGAGCCAUUAUGCAAGAAUAUCUGUUCUCACACCAUACUACUAUGAAAUAGAUUUUGAGUGCAUUCUGGAUGAAAAUAAAAAGCCUCUUUCCUAUAUGGCUCAGAGUAUACCUUUGGAUGAUGUGGAGAGAACACACUUGAGACAUGACAUCAAGGAUGAAGGGAGAAAGGCUCUGCCACCAGGAGCUGAGAGAAUUGCUUUGGAAUUUCUUGAUUCAAAAGCUUUUAGCAAAGAUUCACGUCACCUGAAAGGAGAACCUGCAGUGAAAAAACGACACCUGGAAAUGCUGGGGUACCGGGUAGUUCAGAUUCCUCACUUCGAAUGGAAUUCUAUGGUUCUGUCAACAAAAGGUGAACAGCUAGAAUAUCUGAGAAAGCAUCUGUAUGGCAUACAGUGA